This is a messenger RNA of Kwoniella shivajii, 2217 nucleotides long. RefSeq lists its product as uncharacterized. Lineage: Eukaryota; Fungi; Basidiomycota; Tremellomycetes; Tremellales; Cryptococcaceae. The transcript has 5 exons. Gene Ontology annotation, cellular component: NuA4 histone acetyltransferase complex. Gene Ontology annotation, molecular function: protein binding. The record is from RefSeq and is a predicted model, not a curated record. Bases 1 to 2217 code for a protein of 738 amino acids.
AUGGUCAGCACGACGCCUCAUUCCACUUCAGCUUCAGGGUCAGAUACGAUUUCAGACAAAUUAACGAUUCAAGAGAAAUUAUUACUGUCACAAGCGAUAUAUAAAUUAGGUGCGAUAUCAUGGGUUGCCAUAAGUAAAUUACUCUCACAACAUCCCUGUUGUAUGAGUCGACCCAACGGAUUAUUCACACCUGAAUCAUGCGAGAGCGUUUAUAUGGAAUUGAUGACUUCCAUAGGUAUAAAUGUUCCUGCGCCUGACGCCAUGAAACCGCAAGCGAAAAGUCAUCUUCGAUUGGCUCAGACAUUUUAUUUAAAGAGAAUGGAACAACUUCAACUCUCAAUAGAGACGUACGAAACUCGUUUCACCCAAUUAAUGUCAGAGAUCACCUCAUUGAAGAAUGGUGAAGCGGAUGAAAGUAUAAAAAACGAAAUCCGAAAUACGUUGGCGAGGAAGUAUGGGAAAAGAUUAUUGGAUACUUGGUUUCCUGAAUCAAGUGAAUUGAAACAAGCUAUAGAAGCUGGACCUACUACCGCUACUGAUGAAGAGGAUCAACAGCAAGAACAAGAUCAACAACAAGAACAAGAACAAGCACAACAACAAGAACAGCAGCAAAUUCCAGCAAAGAAGGAGGAGGAAAAGGAAGAUCAAAUAUUGGAAAAUGGUGCGAAGAAGCAAGAAAAGGAGGAAGAAAAGGGAGCUGAAAUGACAGAACAGACAGUAGAGAACGAACAAGUUGGAGAAGACGUUGAAAUGAUAGACGAUCAACCCCAAGCACCAAUUCCCGCGGAAAAUAACCAAGAAGUUGUGAAAGAGACAUCUGAGGAUAAGCAAGACGAGCAACCACAACGUGAAGAAAAUAAUGAGAAACCUGUCGUCGAAGAAGAAGAACAAGUCAAAUCUGAAGAAAUCAAUAAUUCACCUUCGACAAAAACGAUCACGAAUACAACCGCGAGGCCAGCACGACGAGGAAAAAAAUCUUCACCUGUCAAUUCAGUUCGAUCAGAACUGUCCCCUCCGCCUGGAUCAGAUUUAUCUCCACCCCCUUCAGAUCAACCUACUCCCAUACCCGAAGAUACAUUGCCUGUCAGCACACGAUCAAAUAAGAGGAAAGCUUCACUACAACCUCUAGGUGCGCCCAUACCCAAAAGAUCAGGUAGGCGAAGCGCUGCUGCUCCGGCAAACAAAGACACUGCGCCUGCUGUAUCGCCAGCACCGACACAAGAAGAAUCAAAUGUCUCUGCUGAAGAAGAAGAAGAAGUCCCUUCUUCGACUACAAGAGGAAGAAGACCUGCUAGAAGAGAAUCCACAAGGACAAUAACAAAAAAAUCGCAAGGUCAACAAACACAAGAAUCACCUUCUGCUUCAACAAAAACAAAAGAUUCAAGUCCGACUAUAUCAAGAAGGGCUCCUAGUGUAUCUUCAACUCGCUCAACACCCGCAGCGGAAGAAAGAAGAUCAUCAAGAAGAAGUUUAGGUACCAUUGCAACGGCCACAAAUACGAAGAUCACUAGGGGCAUGAGGGAUGAUAUAGUAUCAAAGUCUGUUAGAGAACAAAGUACAGCUCUGGAAAGUGUUAAGCUUGAAAACGAAACUGAAACUGAAGAUGAUGAAGAUCAAGAAGAAAAGAGACCUGUUAGAUCUACUAGAAAACGAGGUCCAGACAAAGAAAAGGAAAAGGAAAAAGAAAAAGAAAAAGAGAAAGAGAAAGAAACACCUGCUCAGAGUGAUAAGAGAGGUACGAGAGCAUCUGCCCGGACUAUAAGAGAACCGUCAGAGAAUGAACCCACACCUUCCAUUGCGGACAUCUCGGGUGAAUUGGAAGCUGGUACACCGGCCUCAGCUUCAGCAUCAGCGUCUAGAACAAAACCAUCACAAGCCUCAAGAUCAUCCCAGAAAUUACUGUAUUCCUUGUUGGACACUAUAUCGUCACAUCGAAAUGGAAACGUCUUCCAAAAUCCAGUGAAGAAAACCGAGGCUUCAGAUUAUUAUGAUGUGAUUAAAAGGCCGAUGGACCUUAAAACAAUAAGAGCAAGAAUCAAGGAUGGGGUAAUCACUGAUGUGGAUGAAUUUGAAAGAGAUGUUUUGUUAAUUUUCGCCAACGCAAUGAUGUAUAAUGAUACAGAUUCACAGGUCUACGGCAUGGCGAAGGAAAUGUUGAAAAGUACCGAAGAUCAUAUAGCUCAUUUCAAAAACCUACAGCAUCAUGUUAGCAGAUAG